Messenger RNA from Myxozyma melibiosi, 3036 nucleotides. RefSeq lists its product as uncharacterized. Gene Ontology annotation, molecular function: ATP hydrolysis activity; ATP binding. Lineage: Eukaryota; Fungi; Ascomycota; Lipomycetes; Lipomycetales; Lipomycetaceae. The transcript is spliced from 3 exons. The coding region runs from base 209 to 3004 and encodes 931 amino acids. The record is from RefSeq and is a predicted model, not a curated record.
AAAGCUCGUCACUGCUUCAAUAUGCAAUCCAAACGUUACAUAACGCCCUCUGGCUGGAUUACAUCACAUAUUACUAACUUGGGACUUUGACUUUCGACGCGGCGAACAACGCGUCGCGACCUCACCACGCGUGUCCCUACACCCUACACACUGCAAAACCACCACGUUUCCCAACCCAAGACCCGCUCAACAAAAGACCCCGCGCGCCAUGACCGAGGUGCUGGAUAUCCUAUCCGCGCGGCGCGAGAGCUACAGCAGACUACCGCAUCAACUUGAGGACAGCAGUAGAGAGGAUGCCGGCGGAGUUGAUGACGGACGCGCGGUACCGUUCGAUCUUGUGAGUGAGGGGGGUGAGGAGGUGGCGCUGGAGAUGAUGGCGCGGGAAGUGAAGGAUGAGGAGGAAGAAGAUGCGUUGGUGCGGGAUAUGCUGUUGAAGGAGACGAGGAGGAGGCGUGAGGAGGAGGCUGCGCGGCCGGCGGUGAUGCCGUUUGAAAUUACAGAGGAGGAGUUGGUGGAGGAGCAAGAAGAAGAAGAAGAUGCGAUCGUCGAUUUUGAGCAACUUGUUCAGCAGCAGAGUACUGUUUCUGCUGACGACGACGACGACCACGACGACCACGACGACGAAAAAGACACCCGUGCCGAAACCGAGGAAUUACUCCAGCGCCUACGCCAGCGUCGCCGUGUCACGCAGGACGACCUUACAGGCUCAUUCUACCGCAAAGCGAUCCUCGCCAACGGCGAAGAAGUCAAACUCCGACAACGCUCGUCGCGGUUUGCGGCCGGUCUCUUUCAGCAGCAUCAGCAGAGCAAGCAGCGCGCGAAGCGGGAUCAGGAGUAUGGCUCGGAUAUUUCAAAGAUGAUGAUUGAGAUUGAGGAGGAGUUGCGGAUGAAGAAGGAGAUGGCGGUAAGGGCGGAUGUGGCUGAUGAUGGUGAGGGGACUUUGAGGCAGCAGGAGCUUUGGGUUGAGAAGUGGAGAGCGUCGAAGUGGGUUGACUUGGUCGGCGACGAGCGAACCCACCGCCAUCUCCUCCGCUGGAUCCAACAAUGGUCCCACGCAGUCUUCAAAAAACCCGCCGACGCGCUCCCGAAAUCCCGCCCGAAACCAGGCAUCCAAGCCGACGCGGCCCCGCCGCUCGCGACCGACCCCUUCCACCGACCGUACAAGAAACUGAUCUUGCUGCACGGUCCGCCGGGGCUGGGGAAGACGACGGUUGCGCACGUAGCGGCGAAGCAGGCGGGGUACGAUGUGCUGGAGAUUAAUGCGAGCGACGAGCGCGGCGGACCGGCGGUGCAGGCGAAGAUCUCGGGGGCGCUGGAGUCGCAUCGGGUGGGGAAGAAGCCGGUCUGUAUAAUCAUCGACGAGAUUGACGGCGGAGCGGAGUCUGGCUUCAUCCGAGUGAUAAUGGACAUCCUCACCUCAGACUCCAAAGCAAUCCAGCAGCGCCCGACCGGCACCUCGACAACCGCGCCCAAGAAGCGCAAGAAAACCCACAAAUUCCUACUUCGCCCGAUCAUCGCGAUCUGCAACGACCCCUACGUGUCUGCGCUGCGCAACCUGCGCCCGCUCGCCGAGAUCGUGUCGUACAAGCGGCCGCCGGUGUCCGUCGUCGUGACGCGGCUGCGGGAGAUUUGCGCGGCGGAGAAAGUGGCGGUCGACUCGCGCACGCUGAAGGAGCUCGUCGAGCGCACGGACGGCGACGUGCGGAGCUGUAUUAACACGCUGCAGUUCGACAUGGGCGGCGCGCGCGUGGGGAGACAGAGUAUAGGGCAGAAAGAUAUCGGCGCGAGUGCGAACGCAAUCAUCGGGCGCGUGUUCAGGCAGGACAAGAGCGCGCGGACGAAGAGCGAGCGGCUGCGAGCCGUGGUCGAGGACGUCGAGCGCAAUGCCGAGUUUGACAAGAUCACGACCGGCUGCUUCGCGCUGUAUCCGAGCAUGCAGUACACCGACGACAUGCUCGGCAAGCCGGUCGCGGCGGGAGAUUGGCUGCAUUUCUACGACGCGCUCUCGUACUCGAUGUACCACAACCAGAACCGCGAGCUCAACCAGUACCUGUCGUACACGGCCGGCGCGUUCCACUCCAUGUUUAGCAGCACGAUGAACGAGGUCAAGGAGUUUGCGAUUCCUAAAGACGACUACGAGGCGCGGGAGAAGCAGCGGUCGAGUAAGGACUUGCUCAAGCAGACGAUCGCGCAGGCGCCGGCGUCCACAGCGCGCUUGUUUAGGCAGGAAAGCACGAUCGCGACCGAGCUCGCGCCGUUCUUGCUCAACAUCAUUUCGCCAAAGUUGAACCCGGUCAACUCGAGCGUGCUGGUGGAGAGCGAGAAAGAGAUGUUGGCGCAUACGGUCGACGUGCUGAUUGACUUUGGGUUUAAGUAUAUCCAGCAGCGCACCGAGAGCGGCGUGUACGUCUAUCGGGCUGAUCCGCCGAUUGAGCAGAUUGCAAAGUUCUCGGUGCAGGACCAGGAGAUUGCCGCGGUGGGAAAGUACAUGAUCAGACAGCUGAUCAGCCAGGCGCUUGAUAUGGAGACUGUUAGGAGACUGAGACUUCCACGAGCAGCAGCAGCAAACGCUACGAAGAAGAAGCGCAAGUCAGAGAUCGACGACUACAACGACGCGAAGAAGCAGGACGGCGCGGAGGAAGAUCCCGAGAUUGACAAUCUCAACUCAUCUCCAGAGCGACACCGCGACAAACGCCCGAUAACCUCCACCGCCGACCUACUCUCCUCCUCGCCCGUGAAGAUCCCCGAAGAAAAACCCGCGCGUCCGACCUUCCUAUCCUUCUUCACGCGCUCAACCUCCGCAGCUGACUCAUCGCAAUCGUCUACGGGCGACAGCAACAACAACAGCAACGGCGGCGCGCACUCCCGCGAGAGCUCGAUGCAGGCCGCGAAAGAGCGCGUGCGCAGAGAGCGCGAGAGUCGCGUGUGGGUGCAGUUCCACGACGGGUUUUCAAACGCGGUGAAGAAGCCAAUCCAGUGGAACGAUUUCUGGCGGGAUUUGUAGUUAGUUAUAGGAAUAGUUAGAUAAAUGCAUGG